Athalia rosae (coleseed sawfly) is the source of this 1384-nucleotide messenger RNA. RefSeq lists its product as uncharacterized. The transcript has 4 exons. The record is from RefSeq and is a predicted model, not a curated record. NCBI's taxonomy places the organism in Eukaryota, Metazoa, Arthropoda, Insecta, Hymenoptera, Athaliidae. The coding region runs from base 425 to 1252 and encodes 275 amino acids.
UUAGCGCGGUUUUUUCUUUUUACAUCAUCGCAAUGAACUUACGAUUCUCUUCCGCGGUUUAAUGAUAUCUGUCAAGUUACACUCGUACGGCGAACUUUGCGCUUGACACAUCGUCCGGAGAAUGGCAAGCUUCGAAUAAGAGGCUUGAAAAAUCCGAGGAAAUUUGACUUCCUUCCGUAUCUUUUUUUCACACUCGAAUAUAAUAUCGAUCACCUGAAGUAUGACUCCAGGCGAAUAACUUUUAACUCCAUCGCAACGAAGCCCUACCCAAGGGAGUAUCAUUCGGUGGCGGCGAGGUGGUAGACGACUUUUGGAGGAACUCUUGCGCCUAUAAAGAACUCCUCGACUUUCCCGCUUGUACGAGUUUCUUCAAACGUUGAACAACGACAACGCGCUUGCCUCAGCGGGAUCUUGUAGCAAUACGAUGUUGAAACUUAUUCUCAUCGCUCUGAUCGCCAAGAGUUUGGCUGCGGGUCCGCCUUCGCAAGGACACAUCAAGUACAGCGAUUCCAAUGGCAGCAAAGUCGAUUGGAAAUUAUACGCACCCUACGCUCAAUACAAAUCCCAAUUACGUCAGAACCAGCGACGAGACGAUUCGAAAUUUACUGGCGCACAAUCGCAGAUCAUCCGACCGCUCCAAUCUGCUGCCGCGAGACCAGCGAGUGAGAAGAGUGUGGACCCGGAAUACAAGCCUUUUUCUCAAGUUCCGAAUCACCUGAAACAGCUCCUUCUGCAAUCGUACGAGCCACCGAUUCCGCACGUUGACCCCGAUGCAUUUUUUCAUCGAAUUCCGGGCUACGCCGAUCAACAAGUUCCGCAGUUUUCGUCCGAGCAAUCGAUCCCCCAACAGUCGGAGCCGAUGGAAUUGUACCGAUCGAAAGUUCAAUCGACUAUUGUCAAGUCGCAGAACCAAGGAAAACGGAAAGAAAAUUUCCCCACCGAAGAGGAAGAAGCCCAGCAACAAGCUAAAAACGAAUCACCAGUUUCGCCCGUUUCCCUACCGUUCAUAUUCGACAAAAGUGUUCCGCUUCAGAUUCAACAGUUACUACGAUACCAGGCCCAGAUUCCCUACAACGUUAUAGCGAACCAUAUUAUCUAUAAACCCAAAGUACCAUUCGUGCCGGAACCGAUACCGGAGGGUGAAUUCGGCCCCUACAAUUAUCGCAGCAGAAUUUAUUACCCAGUCGAUCGAAUUCCCAAUACCGACAAAAAACAGAGAAAAGGCGAAACAGAGAAUCACGACCAGGAAUGAGGAAUUGUUCUUCACGCACACGCGCGUACUGUAGAACAUAAGCCGUAGUUAUAGAAAAUAAUUGCGUUACGAUUGUUCAUUUUUUUUUUUGUUUAUUGUAUCAGUAAAUUUGAGAUUUUUUUUCGCCACCAA